ACUCCAGCUUAGAGUGUGAGAGAUCCGUCCCGGUGGGAGGGACCCGGGCUCGUGGGGGACGGAUGGGGGAACAAGGGGGAGUGGGGCUGGGGAAGCUUCUGGGAACGUUUGCUCUAGGAAUUGAGCUAAACUAAGAAAAAUUGGUCCAAGGCUCGGCACAAAAGGAUCUUUUCACGCUAGUCCUUUCGCCCACGCAGCGAACGAUGCCUCUGGAGGUGGUGGUGGAGCUGCAGAUCCGGGCGAUUUCUUGCCCAGGGGUGUUCCUGCCUGGCAAGCAAGAUGUGUACCUCGGGGUCUACCUCCUGAAUCAGUACCUGGAGACAAACAGCUUUCCUUCUGCGUUCCCCAUUAUGAUUCAGCAAAGCAUGAGAUUUGAAAAGGUAUUUGAAAAUGCAGUAGAUCCUGGAGCUGUAGCAGACAUUUUGGAAAGCUCCCUAACCAGGUUUGAAUUAAUACAGCUAGUUCCUCCAGUGUGGGAUGAGUUGGCCUGCUAUGAAGAAAACACACGGGAUUUUCUUUUCCCUGAGCCCAAGCUGACACCUUUAUAUCCUAGGAGGUAUAGGGAGGUGCUCAUGAAGACGGCUCUAGGUUUUCCGGGCAUUGCUCCCAAAAUAGAGUUUUCUACAAGGACAGCCAUCAGAGAAUGUGUGUUUCUGCACAGAAACAGAUUUCUUGAAGAAAGACAUGAGUCACGAAGGCCUUUAUUUACAUCACAUGAACCAAUAUUAAAUACUAUAAAGAUGAAACCAAAGGAGAAUAAUCUCAAUAGACUGCCCAAAGGCAUGCAAGCCCGGGCUCCCUCUCCAUAUUCUACCAGGCAUUUCUUCCAGGACCAGCCAGCUCAGUUGAACCUUGGAAAUAAUUUCAAAAUCUUUGGAGGAAGCAAGCCUCCAUUCGUUGUUAGACAUGUGGACAGUGCAAAGCCCUUUGGUGAGAAUAUUUCAGAGCAUCAUUUGAGGAGGUCUAGAAGAAAAUCUAAGUUUUCAGACUUUCCGUUCCCAAUGAGAAGAGCUUCUUCUCUUGACAGCCUUGCAGCUAACAUAAAGAUUAUUAAAGAGCCAGAUGAACGGAUUGUUUUAAGGAGCGAGUCAACAUCACGUUUAGAUUCAAGUAAAUUUGGAAAGCCCUCACCCAGUAAACAAGGGGUUGCCAGUUUCCAUGGGAAAGCUUCAUUUUCUACCUCCCAGCACUCCAGAUCUCCUGGCCCCCUGGAUCAGCCCCUUCUCCGAAAAAGGUUCCAUCCUGGUUCUCAGUCCACAUGGAAGAAUAUCCAUGAGAGGGUAUGCAGUCUUCUGACAGCCCACAGAGCUCAGCAGCACAAAAACAAGGAAGAUUCUACGUCUGAAGUAAAUUAUAUCAUCGAAAGACAAAGCUACCCUCUGAAGCAAUACCCACUGCGUGAACAGAGAUAUUUUUAAGCUACUGUCUUAUAUAAGUAAGCAGCUUAAGUGCUUUUCCUUAUCUUGAUUUGCUAAAAGACUUUCAGUUUCAUCCUUUCAAUAUGAAGUAACUAGAAAGUUUGGAGGAUGGGAGACUUGGAAUAGACCCAAGAACCAUGUUCUUUCCUCACUCUAUAUAAUAAUGGCAGUGCAUGUGUCUUCCAGCUCUCUUGAUUCCUCUUGUAAUCAUUUCCCCUGACCCCAACAUCACCCUUUAUCUAAUGGACCUUCCGGCAUUCUUUCAGUUCUUUGAACACGAGCUCUUUCCUGCUGUGGGGUCUUUGUACAUGUUGUUUUCUACAUCUGGACUAUGUCUUCCUGACUCUGCUUGGAUAACUCCUAUUUGUCCUUCUAGCCUCAUGACUUUCUAUGACACAACACUCCCUCUCCCUCUGAUGUGUACCCUUUAGCACCCUGCAUUUUUCCUUCGUAAAUUAUGACGCAAUUUAUUAUUAUA
Molecule: messenger RNA, 1896 nt
Organism: Cebus imitator (Panamanian white-faced capuchin)
Lineage: Eukaryota; Metazoa; Chordata; Mammalia; Primates; Cebidae
Gene: SPATA6L
Product: spermatogenesis associated 6 like
Exons: 12
Coding region: 204-1418 (404 amino acids)
Biological process (GO): spermatogenesis
Molecular function (GO): myosin light chain binding
Source: RefSeq, a predicted model, not a curated record